AUGUCCUGCCCUGCUCGGAUCCCCUGCGCUAACGACGGGCCCCGAGACCCCUCCCCCUGCCCCGGCCCCCACCCGGACGCCCGCGCCCGCGGCUGCUUGCGCGGGGACGGAAAAGCGCGGCGGGCCGACCCGACCCGCCGAAAGGGCCUGAGGCGGGGGGCGCCCGGGUCCCAGAGCCCUGGGGAAGGACCCCCAGCCGCACGCAGGCUCCAAGUGCAAAGCAUUGACACGGCCCCGAGAGGAGAGGGGGCGCCCUCCUUCUCCCUCGCCUGGCGGCCCAGCCGCUCUGGCCCGCGCCCCAGCUUGGCCUACGACCCCGCUCUCGGCCGCAGCGCAGCCCGGGGCCCCUGCACUCCUGCUGGGACUGGAAAGAGGCCGGUGGGCGGGCGAGUCGGGAGGCGCGGGCGGCCGAGGUCCUGGAGCCGAACCCAGGUGGCGGGAGCCGCACGGCCUGUGAUUCCUUACCGCAACUGCCGGCCCCAGACAGGAGGGACUGGCUUGAGCCACCCCAGCUCCAGAAGGCCAUCUACUCAGCCUGCAGAGCCCACCGUGAUUCAGGUCCGGCUUCUCCCAAUAGGCCCAACUGACCAGGUGGCGGGAACUGAGGAUGAAAUCUCUUCUCAGAUGUCAUGGGGUGCACGCGAAGGGGGCAGAGGCCUCUGGAGCUACGCCGGCUCCAGCUGGACGGUCACACGGGAACCCCUGCUUGUGAAUUCAACUCUUCCAAGGCUGUUACAUUAA
Lontra canadensis (Northern American river otter) is the source of this 741-nucleotide messenger RNA. Its product is annotated as putative cuticle collagen 145. The record is from RefSeq and is a predicted model, not a curated record. The coding region runs from base 1 to 741 and encodes 246 amino acids. NCBI's taxonomy places the organism in Eukaryota, Metazoa, Chordata, Mammalia, Carnivora, Mustelidae. The transcript has 3 exons.